Molecule: messenger RNA, 1966 nt
Organism: Hyaena hyaena (striped hyena)
Lineage: Eukaryota; Metazoa; Chordata; Mammalia; Carnivora; Hyaenidae
Gene: LRRC56
Product: leucine rich repeat containing 56
Exons: 13
Coding region: 132-1817 (561 amino acids)
Molecular function (GO): protein binding
Source: RefSeq, a predicted model, not a curated record
GCGGCGGAGGGCGCCCAGGGAGGUGGCACCCAGACCAACCUCUCAGGUGCUGCCUGGGCGCACAUGCCGCCGCCUUGUCUGGAUGUUUGACCCAUGGUGGGAAAAGGCAGCUGCCUCCAGGUUGGAUGUGAAUGGCCCAGGCCUGGGACAAAGCCCAAGAGCCUUGGCCGAGCCCGGCCGCUGUCCGGGUGCGGGAGCUGAGCUGGCAAGGCCUGCACAACCCAUGCCCUCAGAGCAAGGACCCGGGCAGCCACAGGGGCAGCCAUGACGAGCGGCUGGUAGAGGAGCACCUGUCACCGGCCCGACUGCGGGCCCUGGCCCAGGUAGAUGACCUUCAACUGGUGAACAUGCUGGAGAUGUGCAUCAGCACCCGUGAGAGCAGCCUGGGGAACUUUGGGGUGCACCUGCCCAACCUCAGCCAGCUGAAGCUGAAUGGCAGCUGCCUGGGCUCCGUGAGGGACCUGGGCACCUCCCUGGGCCGCCUGCAGGUGCUGUGGCUGGCGCGCUGCGGCCUCACUGACCUGGAUGGCAUUGGCUGCUUCCCGGCCCUGAAGGAGCUCUACGCCUCCUACAACGACGUCUCCGACCUGAGCCCACUGUGUCUGCUGGAGCAGCUGGAGGUGCUGGACCUGGAGGCCAACAGCGUGGACGACCGGGGGCAGCUGCGCUACCUGCAGCUCUGCCCCAGGCUGGCCACGCUCACCCUGGAGGGCAACCCGGUGUGUCUGCGGCCGGGGCCCGGCGCCUCCAGCAAGGUGCCCCCGGGCUACAACUAUCGGGCCGAGGUGAGGACACUCAUCCCCCAGCUGCAGGUCCUGGACGACGUGCCAGCCACACGCACCAGCGUGCCAGCCCCCCGGAAGCUGGACCAGGACUGGCUCAUGGUGAAGGAGGCCAUCAAGGAGGGCAGCGUCUCGGACAGCCUGUUCCCUGGGCUGGAUCAUCCCCACGGAGCUCCCAUUCCAAGAUUCGGCUCCCAGCUCUCCUUGCCUGAGACCCAGCCACGGGCCCCCAGGCCAUGGCCCCUCUCGCUGCUGGUCACUGGGGGUCCCCUGCCUGGAGGUUUGCUUCCCAAGGACCCAGCUCCACAGGAUGACACCAGUAGCCUCACCCACGGUGCCAGCCAAGUCCUCUGUGGAAACCCCACCAAAGGCCUGCGGGAGCGUCGACACCAGUGCCAGGCCUGGACAGCUCUGGAGCCGCUGGCCUCAUGCGAGGACCCGGCCGCCAGCGCCUCCCCAGGGCCUGACCCUGCGGACAGCAGUGACCUCCUGGCCUUGGCUAGGCUCCAGGCCUGGAGGGAGCCGCACCUUCGGGCUGCACCCCCUUCCCCCUCUAGUUCCCUUCCCAGUAGGUACCUGGAGUCCCAGCAGGAAGGUGCCACAGCCCCCUGGGGCCUACAGAGGGGCCCUGAAGAGCAAGGGGACAAGUCGAGGCCCAGGACUCCCUCCAGCCCCCUAGGCCUGGUCCCAGAGCCUUCUAGGACCUCGGGCUGUAACCUGAUCCCUUCUCCCCCUAAGUUCCCCAUGCCAUCAGAUUCCAGCAACAGCUCCUGGGGGUCCACAGACUUGCAGUUCAGGAGGCGUAGGCUCAGAGGCCUAGGCAGCUUGAGGCCUGGCCUGGGUCAGGGGCCUGGCCUGGGUCAGGGGCUAGCUGCGGUGACAGCUCUGAGAACCCUGGAGAUGACCUCGGGCCCAAACCCUCCAGCCCAAGGAUGUCCAGGCCCAAAGCCAGCCCCAGAGCCAGCAGCCGGACCCCCAGGCCUCCGGUGCAUGCCGCACCUGAACCCUAUCACUCCAGCCCAAUCCCACCCCUAGUGUAAACCCCCACCCACUGCCAAGCUGGCCUGGACUGUGGGUCAAGGAGCCCCGGGUGGUGGUGGGAGCCCCAUGUGAACUCUGGCCUUAUGGAACCCAGAGCAUCUUGAUGAGUGUGUUGGGGGGUGGGAAAUAGGCUUGACAUAAGA